AGAUCGCUGAUUCUGGAGAGAGAAGGGGAAAAAAAGGGGUCGGGCAGAGAUCAUGAAGACUAUUGUAAACACACGGGCAAGGCAAUCCACACGGUGCAGGCAGCACAGCAACUCCCCGGGGCAGCCUGUCCCUGUCCCACCAGGGUCCGCACACAGCCUAGACAGGAAAAUAUCUUGUUUCUUCCACGCCAUUAGAAAAUUAAGGAAAUGUCAGCAGAGGCUACAAAGGCAUACUAGGAUACAGGAGGAAAACACAAAGGACCAGACACACAGAUUUGUCUAUAACAAGGAAGAGAAAGAAGAAAACAUUUUCCUAAUAAGUGGCCUCUCUUUCUGCACUAAAAUAUAAUCAGGUUUUUCUGGAAUUUGAAAUAUCUUCAUUCGGAACAAAGUUUAUGAUCGUACAUUGUCCGGUAUUUCAAAGAAACUGUUAUAAGGCUUUUUGCACAAAUGGAUGGCAUUGAGACGACAAAGAUUGAAGAAUAUACUGUGUCUCAGGACAGUGAAGUGCCUAAUGGUUUCCCCAGAUCCAUUUCAUCCAAUAGUGAAGAUGACAAAAAUGUUAAGAUUAAACCCAAAAGUAUGCCCAAUGGCCUGCGAAAAGGAGCUAAGAAGUAUCCGGACUACAUUCAGAUUGCUAUACCAGCAGAUACCAGGAACAAAUUCCCUUCGGAAUGGUGGAAAACUGGCAUUGCCUUUGUUUACGCAUUAUUCAACAUGGUUCUCACCACUGUCAUGAUUACAGUGGUACAUGAGAGAGUACCUCCAAAGGAGGUGAGCCCUCCGCUGCCAGACAAGUUUUUUGACUACAUUGACAGGGUGACAUGGGCCUUUUCUGUAUCAGAAAUAAAUGGAAUGAUUCUGGUUGGAAUUUGGAUAAUCCAAUGGAUUUUCUUGAGAUACAAAUCAAUUGUUGGACGCAGAUAUUUUUUUAUUAUUGGCACUUUAUACUUGUACAGAUGCAUUACCAUGUAUGUCACAACCCUUCCAGUGCCUGGAUUGCACUUCCAGUGUGCCCCAAAGUUGAACGGCGAUUCAUAUGCUAAAGCACAGAGGAUCCUCCGAUUGAUAUCCGGCGGUGGCCUUACCAUUACAGGCUCUCACAUCUUGUGUGGAGACUUCCUGUACAGCGGACAUACUGUCAUUCUGACUCUCACCUACUUGUUCAUCAAGGAAUAUUCUCCUCGUCACUUUUGGUGGUAUCACCUAAUCUGCUGGCUUUUAAGUGCUGCUGGUGUGGUCUGCAUUUUAGUAGCUCACGAACACUAUACAGUGGAUGUCGUCGUUGCUUACUUUAUAACAACAAGGCUAUUCUGGUGGUAUCAUGCCAUGGCUAAUGAAAAGGCAUUGAAGACUUCAUCCGCAACAAACUUCCUUUCCCGUGCCUGGUGGUUCCCAGUGUUUUACUUCUUUGAAAGGAACGUUCAGGCCUGUAUUCCAUGCAGCUUUGCCUGGCCAAUCUCUUGGCCUCUCGGUUGCUUCAAGUUCUCAUGUAAAAAGUAUUCACGGGUUCAAAAGACGGGAGAGGACAAUGAAAAAUCCACCUGAACUGUCAUGAAA
Messenger RNA from Spea bombifrons (plains spadefoot toad), 1560 nucleotides. RefSeq names its product sphingomyelin synthase 2 (gene SGMS2). Gene Ontology annotation, biological process: sphingomyelin biosynthetic process; ceramide biosynthetic process. NCBI's taxonomy places the organism in Eukaryota, Metazoa, Chordata, Amphibia, Anura, Pelobatidae. The record is from RefSeq and is a predicted model, not a curated record. Gene Ontology annotation, molecular function: ceramide cholinephosphotransferase activity; sphingomyelin synthase activity. The coding region runs from base 451 to 1548 and encodes 365 amino acids. Gene Ontology annotation, cellular component: Golgi membrane; endoplasmic reticulum membrane. The transcript has 7 exons.